AUGAAACAUUCUAAUUCCGUAAUGGACAUGGAAAUGGCCAACUAUAGUGAUGUCUUAGACCCAACUUACACCUGUCUGGAAUUUGAGAAUAUGCAGCUUAUAUAUACUGGAAGUGAGAGUUCCCCAGGAGAAAUAAUCACCAUGAAUGGAAUUGACAAUGGGAUCAACAGUGUAUGUGCAAUUUGUGGAGACCGAGCUACAGGAAAGCAUUAUGGAGCCUCCAGCUGUGAUGGAUGUAAGGGAUUCUUCAGACGUAGCAUCAGGAAGAGUCAUGUUUACUCCUGCAGGUUUAGCAGACAGUGUGUUGUUGACAAAGACAAACGGAACCAAUGCAGAUAUUGUCGUCUAAGAAAGUGUUUUAGAGCUGGAAUGAAAAAAGAAGCUGUUCAGAAUGAAAGAGACAGAAUAAGCACAAGAAAAAGUGGAUUUGAAGGAAGCAAUGUCACAUCCAUUAAUACACUGGCACAAGCAGAAGCUUUGUCUCGUCAGAUCACAGCUCCAAGUACUGGUACAAGCACUGACAUAAAUACAAAGAAAAUUGCCAGUGUUACUGAUAUUUGUGAAUCCAUGAAGCAGCAACUGCUGGUCUUGGUGGAGUGGGCAAAAUACAUUCCUGCUUUCUGUGAGCUUCCUCUGGAUGACCAGGUUGCCUUAUUAAGGGCUCAUGCUGGAGAACAUCUUCUUCUGGGAAUAACAAAACGUUCCAUGCUGUUUAAAGACAUUUUACUUUUAGGGAACAGCUAUGUCAUUCACAGGAACUGUAGCGAGAUUGAAAUAAGCCGCGUUGCAAACAGAGUUUUGGAUGAACUUGUCCAGCCUUUUCAGGAGAUCCAAAUAGAUGACAAUGAAUUUGCCUGCUUAAAGGCAAUUGUAUUUUUUGAUCCAGAUGCCAAAGGGCUCAGCAAUCCAAUGAAGAUUAAAAAUAUGCGAUAUCAAGUACAGAUUAGUUUGGAAGAUUACAUUAAUGACAGACAAUAUGAUUCCAGAGGAAGAUUUGGGGAGCUUCUUUUGUUACUGCCUACUCUUCAAAGUAUCACUUGGCAAAUGAUUGAACAAAUUCAGUUUGUGAAGUUGUUUGGAAUGGUUAAGAUUGAUAAUCUUCUCCAGGAGAUGUUAUUGGGAGGUUCAGCAACAGAGUCUAGUCACAUCCAUCCUGUCCAUCCUCAUAUAGUGCAAGACCCUCUAGUGGGACAGACACUGCUCAUAAGUUCCAUGUCUUCUACACUACACUCAGAACAGAUUGCCACUCCUGAAACACCUCUGCCUUCUCCUCCUCAAGGGUCAGGACAAGAACAGUAUAAGCUAUCCACAAACCAUGCAACUGUCAUUACACAUCAGUCAAUCUUGAAGCAAAAACCUUGA
Molecule: messenger RNA, 1362 nt
Organism: Nanorana parkeri
Lineage: Eukaryota; Metazoa; Chordata; Amphibia; Anura; Dicroglossidae
Gene: HNF4G
Product: hepatocyte nuclear factor 4 gamma
Exons: 10
Coding region: 1-1362 (453 amino acids)
Biological process (GO): cell differentiation; anatomical structure development; regulation of transcription by RNA polymerase II
Cellular component (GO): nucleus
Molecular function (GO): zinc ion binding; RNA polymerase II cis-regulatory region sequence-specific DNA binding; nuclear steroid receptor activity
Source: RefSeq, a predicted model, not a curated record